AUUUCUAGAUAACAACUUUCCUUGAAUGUUUUGAGACUACUCUGCGGCUAUGUCAAUAGUUAUUAAUCUAUUCCCAGGGCCUCCUAUUAGAUUGAUGGAUGGUGAGAAUAAGAAAGAGGGCCGAGUGGAGAUCUAUAUUAAUGGCCAAUGGGGCACAAUUUGUGAUGAUGGAUGGUCUGAUAAGGAUGCAGCUGUGGUAUGUCGACAACUAGGCUACAAAGGUUUAUCACGAGCAAGGACUAUGGCAUAUUUUGGGGAAGGAAAAGGUCCCAUUCAUGUGGAUAAUGUGAAGUGUACAGGAAAUGAAAGAUCCCUUGCUGAUUGUAUUAAACAGGAUAUUGGCAAACAUAAUUGUCGUCACAGUGAAGAUGCUGGUGUUAUCUGUGACUAUCUUAUCAAGAAAGCAUCCAGUAGUAAAGAUUCUCUUUCUUCUGUAUGUGGUUUAAGAAUAUUGCAGCGUCGCCAAAAACGGAUUAUUGGUGGGAAAAACUCCUUAAGGGGUGGUUGGCCCUGGCAAGUAGCUUUGCGCAUUAAAUCAUCCCAUGGAGAUGGAAGACUUCUAUGUGGUGCCACUCUUAUCAGCAGUUGCUGGGUGCUUACUGCAGCACAUUGUUUUAAGAGGUAUGGCAACAGUACUCGAAACUAUGUGGUGCGUGUUGGAGACUACCACACAUUGGUACCUGAGGAGUAUGAAGAAGAAAUUGGAGUAGAAGAAAUUGUGCAACACCCAGAAUAUAGGCCUAAUAACAGUGACUAUGACAUCGCAUUAGUUAGGCUGCAAGGGCCUCAAGAACAGUGUACUCGCUUUAGUGCUCAUGUUUUACCUGCUUGUUUACCAUUCAGGCGGGAGAGGCCACAGAAAGCUUCUGAUUGUUACAUCACUGGAUGGGGUGAUACAGGUAGAGCCUACUCAAGAACAUUACAACAAGCUGCUAUUCCCCUUAUUCCUAAAAGAAUUUGCGAAGAACGGUAUCACACAAAAUUCACAGGGAGAAUGCUAUGUGCUGGUAGCCUCCAUGCACAAAAACAGGUAGACAGUUGUCAGGGAGACAGUGGUGGACCAUUAAUGUGCGGACGGGAAGGAAAUAUCUGGGUCGUGUAUGGUGUGACUUCCUGGGGGUAUGGAUGUGGAGUCAAAGAUUCUCCAGGUGUCUAUACCAAAGUUUCUUUUUUUAUACCUUGGAUAAGAAGCAUAACCAAACUAUGAAUGUCCCUUGUUGUACUGGGGAAAUAUUUUUUUUCAUAGACUUUUGACAUUAAAAUCAUUCAUCCUCGAAGUAAUUUUGAUUGAAUAUGAAUUCCACCAAGACAAAACAGUACUGAUUACAGCUGCACAAAUCAGUUCAUUCUAUAUAUAAGGUCCUCAUAUAUAGUAUUUUUAUCUUUUUGUAUUGUGACAAAUUUUCUACAAUGAACUGUAUACCCUACUAGUUUCAAAGAAUGAAUUUUAAUUGACUUUAUACUGCGUUUUAUCUUUACAGAAAACUUUCCUGCCCUGAUUUCAUUGUACAUGAAACAGUUGAAUAAAAUAUCUUGUAAAAUGUCAAGAUUAGGUAAUGUUUAUUUAUUAAAUUGUGGUUUUUAAUGAGGUAGGUAAAGGCAGCCUUAUAUGUGUUUUAUGACAAUUCAUUAUUUAAAUAUCAGCUAAAAUGAUUUUAUUAUCAUAUAGUAGACUUUACUUUUAUACUGUAAUCUUAGUUUUCCCCAACUUGUUCUCUGCUGUAUUGGAAUAAACACCCUAGAUUUUUCAGCGAUUAUUUCAAGUUAUUUCUCAGUAAGAUAAUAAAUAAUACAUAAGUUUUGUUAAAAGUGGCAUUCUUAUUGCCUCAGCUUUUUACAAACUUUGUAAAUUACUUGAGACCCAUUUUUGUAAUGACCAAAGUUAUGCCCAAAUUAAAUGUUAUCAAAUAUUUAACAUACCUACAAAUUAAUUUUAGAAAGCAUAUUUAACCUUGUAGUUCAUGGAUUCUUUUCAUCAUUAUUUUGUCUAAGUAUGAUUAAUUUGUCUAAUAUUGUCUAAACUAAAUAAGGCCUUAAUAAAUACU
Crotalus tigris (Tiger rattlesnake) is the source of this 2045-nucleotide messenger RNA. RefSeq names its product neurotrypsin-like. Gene Ontology annotation, biological process: proteolysis. The coding region runs from base 50 to 1207 and encodes 385 amino acids. NCBI's taxonomy places the organism in Eukaryota, Metazoa, Chordata, Lepidosauria, Squamata, Viperidae. Gene Ontology annotation, cellular component: membrane. Gene Ontology annotation, molecular function: serine-type endopeptidase activity. The transcript has 6 exons. The record is from RefSeq and is a predicted model, not a curated record.